Messenger RNA from Daphnia pulicaria, 5112 nucleotides. Its product is annotated as bone morphogenetic protein 1-like. Gene Ontology annotation, molecular function: protein binding. The record is from RefSeq and is a predicted model, not a curated record. The coding region runs from base 1135 to 4026 and encodes 963 amino acids. NCBI's taxonomy places the organism in Eukaryota, Metazoa, Arthropoda, Branchiopoda, Diplostraca, Daphniidae. The transcript is spliced from 18 exons. Gene Ontology annotation, cellular component: plasma membrane.
GUCCAACGCCGGCGCAGUGUGUGUGUUGGUACAAAACGUCAAGUGUGUCUACCCCGCUGGUCUAUAUAUCUCUCUCUCUCGGAUAUUUUGGCUCCUCCUCCUUUCUGCGCCGAUCCUCUCGGCGCGACUCGCGUUCAUUCUUCACAGACUCACACCAUCCCUCACUCCAUCUCUGCCUCUUUUUUCUCUCCCCUUACCCGGUCUCAAACUUUUGGCUACACCAAGAGGAGAGCAGCCCAGUCAAAGUCCAGCCAGCAACUCCCGCGCUGCUGCCGCCGCUGCUGCUGCUGUCGUCUCGGAAAUACUCCGAUCAGCAUAUCUCCCCUCACCCCACCCAACCGCCACUUGCAUUUGAAAAGAAAUCCUCCCCGACUCCUUCCAAAGUCGGAACCCUCUCACCCACCCACCUUUUUCACCCCCCACUCCCUCUUUCCACCUCUUUUUCUCUAACCACCCGUACCAUCUCUUUGCCACCUACUCCCGGCGUCGUCGUCGUUCGUUCCUUGUAUAACUGGUGGAGAGUGUGUGCGUGUGCGUGUGUGUGAGUGUGUGCGCGCCAGUGUGUGUGUGUGUGUUUCUUUUUUCCAGCCCCUCAACACCUUCGGCCAUCGCUCAGGAGCAACACUCUCGACAUUCCCUCAGCCGCCACCGACCAGGAGACAAGUCCUGAGCCGAGUUGUUGUUGUUGUGGUGGUGGUGUCUCUGUGUGUCUGUGCGUGCGUGUGUGUCAUGUACCGAUCCUUAUUCUCUCGUCCGGCAAUGUGUCGGCCAGUGUCUCAGUGUCUCAAAUGACGGAAACCUUUGCCCAGUGAAACGGUUUUGAAUGGGAAAUCUGGGAUCGAGGAGCCGCCAGGAGCCAUUUUCGUCCACCAAGGAAAAGUGCAAAUUGCAAAGUUGUUGUUGCUGUUGUUGACUCGGAUCGGGAGGAAAACGACGACGACGACGGACUCGAUCGGCUCCAUCGAUGCGAGCCAUCAGUUUGAGUGGAAUCAACAACAACAACAACCAGAGGAGCAGGAGCAGGAGCGGCUCGUCGGUUGUUGGGCAGAGGCGGCGGCGACCGCUUUGAACGAGUCGGUCGUCGACGGUGGAUCCUACGGUCCAGCAUGUUGCCCGGGAAGGGCACCGGCCAUCAUGAAGGUCUCGUCAGAGUACUUGUCGAAAAUUCGCGUCCGCUUCAAACCUUGCCGACAACUAAUACGGCCGGCUUCACUAACAACGACAACAACAGCAACAGCAACAACAACAACUCGUCUCCGGCUGAUGACAGCUCUCUUGCUCAUCCUACUCUUGCCUCGCUCCUUGUCAGCUCAAGGCUACGACGUGUUUAUCGACUUGGAAGAGGAAGGUACGUCGCUGGACGACACCAAGAUCUCCGUCUCCACCACUAACGACGGACUAAAAUGCGAUCGGACGUUUGUGAGCACGAACGAAGGGUCUCGCAACGGGACGUUCGCCUCGCCGCUGUUGGAGAACCAAGAAGGACACGUGCGCCAAUGCCUGUUCACGUUCGUGGCCGCCCCGGGAGAGCGCGUUCAUCUGACUUUCAACAUGUUCAAUCUACGCGGCACGCCCCCAGAUGGAUCCACCGCCGGACACACAGCCAUGUGCAGUCACGAGUACAUCGACCUCUACACGGAGAUUCCCGACUCGGAGCCCGUCGACUUGAUCCACUCGCCGUUUGGCGGACGCUACUGCGGUCAGAUCCCGCCCCGUCGACGCGUGUCGCUCUACCGGACGGCCGUUUUGGGAUUUUUCACCGACAAGAACUCGACCACCACCGACGACCUUCUCUUCCAGGGCACCUAUCUCUUCUUCAAAGACGAUCAAUUUCAAGUGGGGACGCCCGUUCCUCGCACGACUUGCAACUUCACCAUCGACGGCCUAGUGAAACGCCAGGGCGACAUCAUGACGCCCACCUAUCCGGGCGUCUAUCCCAAAGACAUGACCUGUGCCUAUAAAUUCGUCGGGAAGAAAGGCCAGCGCAUCCGACUCGAAUUCAGGGACUUUGACACUUUCUACGGAGGCCCUCAUUGUCCGUUGGACGCCGUCGACGUUUACGACGGGUUGGACGCCAAAGCCCCACUGAUUGGACGCUACUGCGGCCAGCAGCGCAACGUGGUCAUCUUCUCGACCGAGCAUCAUCUCCUUGUCACGUUCACGACGCUCAAACGGACGGCCGACUCGCAGAACCGCGGAUUUCUGGCAAAGUUCGAAUUCAGCGAGACUUUCGUCAAACUCGAUUUCAUUAGCCGCGAGGAUAGCAAACACGACAGAGGCUCCGAGUGCGACCAGACGAUCCUGAGCCGCAAAGGAUCGUCGGCCGUCGUCUACAGUCCCAAUUACCCGUUUCCUUACAGUCCAGGCAUCGUCUGCAAGUACAACGUCUACGGCCUGCAGGACGAGCAGCACUUUGAGCGCAUCCGGCUGGAUUUCGAAAAAUUCGACAUCCCUUCAGCCGAUAACACGUGCGCCGAUGGCUUCCUGAGAAUCUACCUGAAAGGUCAAGACAUUAGCGUGACGUAUCUGUACGAGAAACACGAUCACGAGCUGUGCAGCAACAAUGUCAGCUCGCCGUACUGGUCGGAAGGCCAGCGGCUGUCCAUGAUCUUCUCCAGCGGACAGAGCCAGGGUUCCGGCUUCAAAGCUCGAUUCUUAUUCGCUACAGAAUAUUCGAUCCCCGGGACUCCGUCGCCGCUGGGCGGAUGUAAUUUCACUUACAUGAGCAGCAGCAAGAAACGCGGUGACUUUAACUCGCCUAGACAUCCGGCCCGCUACCCGUCCAACCUGACAUGCACCUACAACUUUAUUCUGGCCGGAUCCAACGAGAAUGUCCGGCUCUACUUUGACCAGUUCAAAGUGCGCGCCAACGACACGACCGUCUUUUACGGCUCCUACUGCCAAGAAGAUUGGGUCGAGAUCUACAAUGUCUUUUACGGCGGCAGAGAGGUCUUACUCGGCCGUUAUUGUGGCGACUCGUUCCCCGGACCCGUCGAAUCUGAUCCCGGAUCCAUCGGACUGAAAGUGAUCCUGCACACGGACGAAGAAGGAGUCUUUAAUGGAUUCAAGGGCAGGUACACAUUCGACGAGAACGACUCGAUCAAUAGAGACUGCGGCAGUAAUCUGAGCGUUCCGGGAGCCGCCAGCGGUGUCUUCACCAGUCCCAAGUACCCGGAGAAGUAUGAUCGUAGCUCGGGCCUGCUCAGCUGCUCGUGGCAGAUCCAUUCAGCUCGGGAUCACCGCAUCCUUCUUCACUUUGAGUCCUUUUCCAUCGAGGGCGAGAUGGAGACUCGUGGAUGUGCGGCGGCUGCCGUCCGCGUUUGGAAGAGACUGGACGAACCGCCGGUGGAAAUUUGUGGAGAGAAUUUGAAGGCCGAGCACGAAACGUUCAUGUCCGAAGGCAACGUCAUGAAAAUCACGUUUACAACGGCGGAUAAAGUGGCGGGCGGUAGAGGCUUCCGGGCCGUGUGGACGGAAGUGAAAACUCCGGCUCUGGUCGGCGGCUACGACUGUGACGAAGGCGGGCAGUACUUUCGCUGCGCCAACAACACCUUUUGCAUAGCCAAACAGCUGGAAUGCGACGGAAAUCCCAAUUGCGGACUCAACGACGGUUCCGACGAAGGCGAGCACUGUGGAGGCGUCCGAUAUCAACCCGCCCUAAACACCCUGCCAGUGUCCUCCUUCUCCAGAAGCCAAUGGGUGUCGCCUCCCCAAACCAAUUCAAGGAAUGAAAUCCCAAUGUGCCGCUAUGGUGGGCGGCGAAGAAUCUUCUCCGGUGCUCCUGAUGUUGACACUGGGCGCCUGUGCUUUGACUCUGCUCAUGACUUUGUGUAUCGUGUGCCAUCGAAGGCAGCGGCGGAGGCCGCCCAGCAUCAACUACGAGCGGCGGCCGUUCGCACCGCCGCCGCCGUUCGACACCAUGUCGUCGCGUCCGUCGAUGUCGCUCCCGUCCGACAUCCCGUCGCCGCCGCCGCCGGCUCAACUCUACACGAGUCUGCCUCCGCUCUCGAUCGACGUCGGCGAUAACGUCUGAUGACGUCGAUCUCCUAAUUAAAUGAAAUGAAACACACACACACAAAUAUUCCGACUGGAAUACAAUCUAUAUAAAUAGACUCAAGAAAAUUUUCAAAAACUUGUGGCAUGGCCAAAAACCUACUAAAAGAAAAACAAAUUUGCUCGAGAUAUUUUGUUUUGUUAAUAACAAAAAAAGAAAAUUAAAAAUUAAAAAAAAAAAAUGUGUCGCUGCCCAUGUGUGCCGCUGGUCGAUCUAUUUGUCAACGCUUCAAGCAAGCCAGUGUGUACACCUCGGUUCUGUAUCUCUCUCUUUCAUCCGCUUCCCUCUCUGACUUUUCUUUCUCUCUCUCUCUCUUUCUCUCAUCUUGAAUUUUUAUUUUCGCUCUGUCUCUUUCUUAUAUAUAAUAGUUACUUCAACAAUUCUUACGACAACAUUUCACAUCUAUUGGAGAAAAAAUGCCCGCGCCCAGCAUCACGUUUGAAUGUGUAUACGUCGGAUUUCAGCUCAUCUCUAAACAAACGUGACGACUAAAGAAAAAUCAGUUUGAAAAAGUGGCGUGCAAUGAAUUAUUGGUGUGAGUGAACCCAAGUGCUGCGCGCGUGAAAAACAUUUCAAAAAGGCCGUUUUGUUUUAAAAUAAACUCGUCGACAAUCGUGUACUACUACUACCGUGUGCAAUAUGUUUUGGGUUUUUGCAAUGACCGUGACGACGAGUUCUCUUUUGUACAUUCUGCACACAAGUGUGAAAGUGCCAAAAAAAUGCCCCGAAAACCUUCCCUCCUCCUGAAAAAUAAAAAGUAAACACAAAAAAAAAAUAAUAAUAAUAAAUAAUUUCCCCCGCUCUCGCGUACGUCACGAUUUGAUGAUAUAUAUGCUCUUAUAUAAUUCAGUUAGGUGAAUGUGUAUGUGACGAUCGAAUAAUCGCCCAUGAUGAUGCUGUAAUUGAAAAUUGUUGUCAAAGUUUGCAAUUAUUUGGAAAUGCGCGUGUGCAGCAAGACGUAUUUGUUGACAGUCGAAAAAAAAACAUUGAUGGGUAGUAUCAACAUUUCUAUAGUGACGAAAGUUAUGGUACAAUCACAAAUAUAAGUUGAAGUUGAA